This is a messenger RNA of Monopterus albus (swamp eel), 2833 nucleotides long. It is a transcript of the gene nars1, whose product is annotated as asparaginyl-tRNA synthetase 1. Gene Ontology annotation, biological process: asparaginyl-tRNA aminoacylation. Gene Ontology annotation, molecular function: nucleic acid binding; ATP binding; asparagine-tRNA ligase activity. Lineage: Eukaryota; Metazoa; Chordata; Actinopteri; Synbranchiformes; Synbranchidae. The record is from RefSeq and is a predicted model, not a curated record. Gene Ontology annotation, cellular component: cytoplasm.
CUGGGCGUUCAGACCGCUUCCUUGUCUGUCGCUUACUACGAGUUUCCGCAGUGCUAAUGUCAAUUUGCGUAUCUCCUGUUGGAUAGACAACACAAGCAGUUGCAUUUUGGGCAUAAUUUUCAUUUUCUGAAUAAAGAUUAUUUAGUUUACUAUCUCUAGAGAGCUGCCGUGGUUCCUGGAUUGAUAUGGCGGAGGAAAUAACGAAAGGUGUGGAUAAGGUCUCAGUGGGUGAGCUUUAUGUGUCAGACAAACAUGGCAGCGACCAGGAUGGAGACGGCACAGCGCAGAAACCCUUCAAAACUUCUCUCAGGGCUCUUAUGUUUGCUGGGAAGGAGCCAUUCCCGACCAUCUAUGUAGAGUCACAGAAGGAGGGAGAGCGUUGGGCGGUGAUCUCUAAGACUCAGAUGAAGAAUGCAAAGAAGGCAUUUAACCGUGAGCAGAUGAAGAGUGAUUCCAAAGAAAAAAAGGAGGCAGAGGACAAUGAGAGGAGAGAGAAAAACCUGGAAGAUGCCAAGAAGAUCACCAUUGAGAACGACCCCAGCCUGCCUGAACCUGACACGGUUAAAAUCCAACAUCUUGAGCCAAAGAGAGGUGAAAGAGUCAAAGUGUUUGGAUGGGUUCAUCGCCUCAGGAGACAGGGGAAGAACCUGAUGUUCAUUGUGCUGAGAGAUGGAACUGGCUUCCUCCAGUGUGUCCUGGCUGAUAAACUGUGCCAGUGCUACAAUGGCUUGGUGUUGUCCACAGAGAGUACCGUGGCUCUGUACGGGAUUGUUACUCCAGUUCCUGAGGGGAAACAGGCGCCCGGAGGCCAUGAGCUGCACUGUGACUUCUGGGAGUUGAUUGGCUUAGCUCCUGCAGGCGGGGGGGGCCACCCGCGGGACGUCCAGCUGAACAACAGACACAUGCUGAUCAGAGGAGAGAAUGUUUCCAAGAUCCUCCGAGUCCGAUCCACGGUUACACAGUGCUUCAGGGACCACUUCUUCAGCCGUGGAUACUACGAGGUCACUCCUCCAACUCUGGUGCAGACUCAGGUGGAAGGCGGCUCCACACUCUUUAACCUCAACUACUUUGGUGAGCAGGCAUACCUGACGCAGUCCUCCCAGCUCUACCUGGAGACCUGCAUACCUGCUCUGGGCGACACCUUCUGCAUCUCCCAGUCAUAUCGGGCCGAACAGUCUCGCACCCGCAGACACUUGUCCGAAUACACUCACAUUGAGGCAGAGUGUCCCUUCAUUACAUUUGAGGAUCUGCUGAACAGAUUGGAGGACCUGGUGUGUGACGUGGUGGACCGAGUGCUCAAAUCCCCGGCUGCAUCGCUGCUGUACGACGUCAACCCGAAUUUCAAAGCACCCAAGAGGCCAUUCAAGAGGAUGAACUACACCGAAGCCAUUGAGUGGCUCAGAGAGCAUGAUGUCAAGAAGGACGACGGCUCCUACUACAAGUUCGGAGAUGACAUCCCCGAGGCUCCAGAGAGGAUGAUGACAGACUCCAUCAAUGAGACUAUCUUGCUCUGUCGUUUCCCAGUUGAGAUCAAAUCCUUCUACAUGCAGCGCUGCGCUGAGGACAGACGCCUCACUGAGUCGGUCGAUGUGCUAAUGCCAAAUGUUGGUGAGAUCGUUGGAGGUUCGAUGCGUAUCUGGGAUGCCGAGGAGCUGCUGGAGGGAUACAAGAGGGAAGGAAUUGACUCGACCCCGUACUACUGGUACACUGACCAGAGGAAGUAUGGCACGUGUCCUCACGGCGGUUACGGUCUGGGUAUGGAACGUUUCCUCACCUGGCUGCUGAACAGACAUCACAUCAGAGACGUCUGUCUGUACCCUCGAUUCAUCCAGCGCUGCCGACCCUGAACACACACACACACACACACACACACACACACAUUCUAUUAGUGUCUGGACCUGGCAUGUGGCAGUACUCUAUCAACCUUAAAUGUGUUGCUAAAUCAACAAACAGAGAGUUCAAUGGGUGUCCCCUUCAGCUGAGUCAUUUUCUGAAAACAUCCAAUCAUGUGAACUCUGUCUCACCACAGAUAGAAAUCUGUCAUGCUGCACUCAGCCUCAUAUCUCACAGAUUCCUCCUCAUUAUAUAGCUUUUUCACUUUAAAUCCAGUUGUUUUAAUUGACUGUUUUAUUAAAAUUAUCCACAGGAAUUGUAAAAAUCUACUUAAAACUGUAGUUGAACACAUUUUCAUUCGUUCAUGAUUGUAAAUUCCUAUGGAAAUUGGUAAGAAAAUAAACUAAGCUGAACUUUAAAGUCUUCAUCAUUUCAUGGUACCGCAUUCAUCAGCCAUACAAAUGGUUUGCCGACAUGUCAACACUUUAUUUUUUUCAUCGCAUUACCAUUAAAAAGAUCUUGUGAAGUCUUAAUUGUAAAUUAGUUGAGGUUGCAGCCACGCUGUUGAUUUCUAUAGUAAACAAUCCCAUCAACUUUAAAAAUAAAUAUUGUUAGAGUCAGGAACUAUAUACAGUAGUUUGUUCAGUAAAAUCUGUGACUAUAUAAAAAUGCCUGCUUGUAAUUACAAGAUCUACAAAUAGAAGCUACGCUGCUACACACAUGCAGACAGACACAUUGCUCCUCCCAUCAUAUUGGACAACCACCUUCCUGACUGUCUGUGGUGGUUCAGUGAACAUUUGUGCACUUUUCUUGUACUGGGGAACAUUUAGCUUGUCUCCUGAAAGGAACAGUUUUUUAUUUCAGCAUCCUGUUCUGUCAUGGUUUAGAAAUAUGACAUAGGCACCAGCCUCAGGGGAACUCGUUGUCUGUUGUCUGUAUCUGAAAAUACUCCUUAACUCAAUAAACUGUACUUAAAAUUGAAUUCCAACAGAUGGUUGUA